Molecule: messenger RNA, 1596 nt
Organism: Calidris pugnax (ruff)
Lineage: Eukaryota; Metazoa; Chordata; Aves; Charadriiformes; Scolopacidae
Gene: OC90
Product: otoconin 90
Exons: 14
Coding region: 1-1596 (531 amino acids)
Biological process (GO): lipid catabolic process; arachidonate secretion; phospholipid metabolic process
Cellular component (GO): extracellular matrix
Molecular function (GO): phospholipid binding; calcium ion binding
Source: RefSeq, a predicted model, not a curated record
AUGAUUGUAAUUCUGCUGGUGUCUAUGUCAAUGGUGUCAUACAGCGGUGGGCAAGAACUGAAGCCACCAGCAUUCCUGCCAGAGCUUCUUGACACGCCUGAAAGAAUCUUGAACAAUGCCACAUUCUUCAAUGGAGUCUUUCAAAAUGUGGAAAGUGUUGCAUUAUUUUUUGACUGCCUGGGUUCUCACUUCACCUGGUUACAGUCCAUCUUCACUAACUUCCCUGCCUUGCUCAACUUUGUGAACAAAAUGAAGUGCGUUACUGGUUUUUGUCCCAGGGAUUUUGAGGACUACGGUUGUUCUUGCCGGUUUGAGAUGGAAGGACUCCCUGUGGAUGAAGCUGAUGAAUGCUGUUUCGAGCACCGCAAAUGCUAUGAUGAAGCAAUGGAGAUGGAGUGCACGUGGGACCCAUCAAAGAUUUCUACAGAUGUCAGCUGCUCUACUGAAAACCUGACCUGUGAGUCUGGGGAUCCCUGUGAACAGUUUCUCUGCAACUGUGACAAAGAUGCCAUUGAAUGCUUUGUGAAGGCACACAUUAACUCUUCCUUGAAUGGGCUGGAUGUCUCCUUCUGUCCAUCUCCUGUUACAGAAUUCCUUCAUCAUGGGAUGGACAAAACACGGGCUUCAACUGCAUCCAUGGAAGAAGUGAUUUCUUUUGAGCCCAGUGAGUUGGUCCUGGGGACUUCCAAAGCUGGAGGUACUACAAGGGACCACAGAGGAACAGCUCCUGCUCCCUCCCGCCCCUCGAUAAGAGAAGAGGAUGGAUUUAUGGAAGCUGUGGCCCCAGUGGAAGAGAUAACCACCUCCCCAGCCUUACUGUCUGGAGAUACUAACUCAAUGCAAGUCAAAAUUGUCCCCACCGAGAAGACUCCUGCCCUCACAUCUCCAAAGACAAAAGAAAAAGAGACAAGCCCAGCAAGGGGUGGGCAGAGCACAGCUCCCUCUGGAAUAGCCCUGGAACUGGCGCUGUCUGACACCAGACCCCAUGAACCUGCAGAAAAAGUAUGUGAGCGAUUAACCUUUUUGCAAGAGAGAGGAAACGGAAGAGCGAAGAGGGAGCUGCCCCAGCUGGGAGAAAUGCUCUUCUGUUUAACUGAGCGAUGCCCUGAGGAGUUUGAGUCUUACGGCUGCUACUGUGGCCAAGAAGGAGGAGGUGACCCUAUUGAUACACUGGACAGGUGCUGCUUCACUCAUCACUGUUGUAUGGAACAAGUGAAGAAACUCGGAUGUCAGGCAGAAAGAAGUUCAAGAUCUGAAGUUGUAUGUUUUGAUCACAAGCCAAAAUGUAUUGGUUGGAGCACCUGUGAGAAACUACUAUGUGCUUGUGACAAGACAGCAGCUGAGUGCAUGGCUUCUGCCUUCUUCAAUGAGAGCCUGAAGUUCCCUCACAGGCAGGAGUGCCAGGAGGAGAAAGCCUCAUGUCAGAGAGACCCUUAUGAAAGACCUUCCAUGGGCACAGAAACAGGCACUGGGACUUCCAGCUCUGAAGAGAGCAGUGAGGAGGAAGGUCCACUGUGGAGGGCGUUAAGAAGAGCAAGGAGAGAGACACACCGUCCUGCUGGAAACUCCAGAAUGGAGCAACAUGAAGGCAGAUAA